Molecule: messenger RNA, 1417 nt
Organism: Lycium barbarum (goji berry)
Lineage: Eukaryota; Viridiplantae; Streptophyta; Magnoliopsida; Solanales; Solanaceae
Product: CBS domain-containing protein CBSX1, chloroplastic-like
Exons: 8
Coding region: 152-826 (224 amino acids)
Source: RefSeq, a predicted model, not a curated record
CUUCAAUUGUUAACGCCUCGAGAAGCCCAAAAAAUAACAACUAACUGACGAGGCCAUCCGCUUCAGAGUAGUGGCUUCGCAAUUUCCGUCGAAGCCAUUAUUACUGCAUAAUAAUAAUAUCUUCACUUCAACUCUUCUCUCUGUUCAGUGAAUGGCGUCUAUAUCGCCGUCUGGAAUAUGUCUCCACCGUGAGCUGCCUUGCUUGCUCUUAUCUCUGCCCGCCCCCACAUUUGCUGCUGCUUCCCCUAAACUUUACCUUCCUUUACGCCUUUCUAACUCUCGCCUUGCUUCAGCCAAUACUUUCACGGCCAAUUCUCUACCGCCGAUAAAUGGUGUGUAUACAGUAGGUGAUUUCAUGACUAAAAAAGAGGAGUUACAUGUGGUAAAGCCCACAACAUCAGUAGAUGAAGCUUUGGAAGCUCUAGUGGAACACAGAAUCACUGGUUUCCCUGUGAUUGAUGAUAACUGGAAAUUGGUUGGUCUUGUUUCUGACUAUGAUCUAUUAGCGCUAGACUCUGUAUCAGGUACAGGAGCUGCUGAUGCAGGCAUGUUCCCUGAAGUAGACAGCAACUGGAAAACAUUCAAUGAGGUUCAAAAGUUGCUUGGUAAGACCAAAGGGAAAGUGGUUGGUGAUCUGAUGACACCUGCUCCUUUAGUAGUUCGUGAAUCUACCAAUCUUGAGGAUGCAGCGAGACUUUUACUCAAAACAAAAUAUCGUCGGCUUCCUGUGGUAGAUGGUAAUGGCAAGCUGGUGGGAAUAAUAACAAGGGGAAACGUUGUAAGGGCCGCCCUUCAAAUAAAGCGGGCUACCGAAAUGGAAGAUUGACAUGUACCAAUAAGUUAACUGUAAAAACAUGUACCGCAGUUUGUCCCUUCUUUAAAGGAUCUGGUGGUCAAGGCACUCAAACUUAUAUAAGCUGCAGCUCUCAACCAUACUGCAUCAGACUAGGAUAUCUAUGUAAAUUACAAACUUGUAGGAGAUUAGUGAGAGUUCAUCAGCGUGAAAACCAUUGCAGAGUUCAUUCUGAUAUAUGACACUGUUCAGAGGCUACGUGCAAAAGCAAAGUGUUUUGAGUCAAUACUCUUCAGAGUUUUGAAACACAGAAGAAAACCAGAUAUUUACUGCAAGUGGGAAACAUUUUAGGUUGGACCUUAAACAGUAGGCAGCUUUGUUGACUAUGGAACUUUGCUCGUUGAUUGAAUGGACUUCUAGGGAUUUUGAUAUCAAUGAUUUUUCUUGUCAUGUUCUAAUUGUUAGUUUAUUUUUGUGUGGAACCCAGCUCUAGAUGGGCUGCAUUUCUGUCUUUGGUUGUUGAACUACAAAUCGACUGACUAAAUGCUGUAAUUGUGCUGAGGUGGUUGGGUAACCCUAUGUAGGAAAAAAACAUAAAAGAACAGCCCCAUAUAAGAAUUUCAA